AUGUCUACUCCAGUUGACACCUCUUUGACCAGCCUCAAGGAAAUCACUGCCAAGAUCAUGGACAUCAUCACCGGCGCUUGGCAGUUUCCUCCGGGCCACAGCCACUUUUCUCUGACAACCCAGGCUGAUGCAGUCCGGCACUAUGGGAGUGGUCCCUACCUUCCGGGUCUCGUCUGGCCCAACUGGCACAGCAUCGGGUACGACGAUACCCAUUUGUUGAUGCACCCCUGGUGCAGCAAGGUUCUUGCCUGGGAGGAGUUAGGUGAUCACACCUUUGAUCUCCCGGUCAUGGCCGGUCCUUCAGUAGGUCCAAUUCCUGUGGAUCUUCCACCCUCGCCUGUCAUCGCCAGGCCUUCUACCAACCCUGCCUCCAAGUCCCAGGAGAAGGGAAAAGGUAAGGCAGUUGUCCUGGACCCGGAACCUGGAAGUGGAAGGGAGUCGGAAGAGGAAGUCUCCCAUGAUUCCAGCACUUCCCUCCCAACCCCCAAACUGAUUUCGCAUGGAGUGCUGGAGGUCGUCCUCCCCUGGCUCUCCCCAGAUGUUGCAAGGACAUCCGGAUCACCUUGGUCACCCCAGAGCCUGAAGAAGAAACCCUUCGGGCCUGCUACAGCAAUUGCCAGCAAAUGUCUGGAGGUCAUUGAGCUCCCUCAGGCAACUCCUGAACCUCUGGUAGAGGCCGCCCCAGCUUGCCACAAGAUGGAAUGGCCCUGUGCAACUUGGUUUGACAAGAGGACUGGCGCCCCAUGCAUGUCCUGCAUCUACUGCACCACCAAGAAGAUCAAGUGCAUCUCUGUCAAUCUGUCACCUGAACCACCAGGAGGACCAGAUCCAGGACCCCUUCCAAAGCUCCCUCCAAAGCUCCAGCCCCCUUCCAAUCCACCAGCUGGACUCGGAGUCAAUCUCGGGUCUCUUCUGUCACUCCUGGUCCAUCUCGUGCCCAAACACCAAAGGCGCAAACACGCGGUCACAGCAAGACUGUCACUGCUGCCAAGGAACCUGCACCUGCACCAGCUCGCAACAGUCCCAUCUUUGACUUCCGGAGUUUUUUGUUUGGCAUUUGAUGUGUUAAUGCCGGAUUUGCAUGCCAUGGCAAUGGUGAUUUGGGAGGGUGCAGCUCAAAUCGCCGCUCUCGAGGAGCAUCUUGUUGAGCAGGAUGCUAAGAUUGACACCCUGCAAUGCCUUCAUGAAGGCCUUCAACAUGAAAUCAUCCUCUGGCACCCAGCAUUUCCACUUCCGGACGCCCAAGGUGAUGCAACAUCAUUUUUGCUUGAUCAACCUGUCCCUCCGGCCAUGUCAACCCCUGCAUCUGCACUUCCUCCUCUCAUUGACCUGUCUAUGGAAGGGAUGGAGCCCAAAUCCCCCAACCUCCAGGAUGAGUCUGUCAUCGAUGGACUCAUAUUUGAGCUCAACCAAAUUUAUCCUGAGGUUUCACAGAUGCCUGGCAAAAUUGUGAAACUGGAUGAUCCAGGCAAUCUUUUCCCAGAGUAUGAUUCAGUUGAAGAGAUGGAUGUUCAAGUAAAGGGUGAACCUUCUGGUAAGGAUGUUGACAUGACUACAUAA
This is a messenger RNA of Suillus bovinus, 1560 nucleotides long. RefSeq lists its product as uncharacterized. The coding region runs from base 1 to 1560 and encodes 519 amino acids. The record is from RefSeq and is a predicted model, not a curated record. The transcript is spliced from 8 exons. NCBI's taxonomy places the organism in Eukaryota, Fungi, Basidiomycota, Agaricomycetes, Boletales, Suillaceae.